This is a messenger RNA of Closterium sp. Naga37s-1, 654 nucleotides long. The record is from the annotation of a GenBank genome assembly. Lineage: Eukaryota; Viridiplantae; Streptophyta; Zygnematophyceae; Desmidiales; Closteriaceae.
AUGCCUCGCUUUCGCCCUCCGCUCUGCUCUCUUGGCGACUCCCUUCCGCCUCGCGGCGCCUUUCCCUCGGCCCUCCCCACGCUUCCGCACGUCCCCAUUGCUGCGUCGGCGGGUCGUGCAUCCUCCGCCCUUCCCACUUGCUGCUUUCGCGCUGCUGCCGCCUCUCUGGCGACGGUGACCAGGUGCCUUCCCUCCUGCUGCGCUGCUGGCGGCGCUCUGGCGAGUGCCUUUCCCUUCCGUACUUCUCCCUCCGCUGGCGGCGCCAGUCGGGCGAGCGGGACCCGCUGCUAUCCCUCUUCUCUCUCUGCCUCGGCCGACCCGGCGAGCGCCCCACGCUGCUGCGUUCCCCGUGCUGCUGACCGCGGCGCUCCUGCGACCAAAGCUCCUCCCCGUGCCUUCCUUCCUGGCGCCCGUGCGGCUCAGGUGAGCGCGGCUCAUCCUUCCAUCUGCCACCGCGCGCCUGCCACUGCUCCGGCGAACGCAUGCCGCCGCCGCUCCAGCCUCCCUGCUCUUGUCGCCUAUCGUACGGGCGGAAGUCGCCUACGCGCCAUUCUCCAGCGAGCGCGACCGCUCCGCCUUCCCCUUGCCAUGCUGCCUUUGCACCAGUGCAUCUCGAACGCCCUCGUCUGGUGUCACUCGCUCCUGGCGAAGUGA